CUGUGCCAUGCUACGAUGCAGAUGUUCUCUGCUGAAGAAUUACUUUCAUUUCUGACUCGUUUUAGGAAACAAGGCAGUCUGUCAGAGGUGUUUCUUCCUUUCCAGACCCUGCCGAGGGUUCGUUUUCUCCUGGGAUUUCUAACCACGUGUGGGCAGCGCUUCUUUUACCCAGAUGUGAGGAACAGGAGGAACGAACAGUCCUUUUCUAAAGGAGCCCUGACUUCCCCGUCGAACCCUGUGUGGAGGCCCCGAAUUAGCUUGUGCUCUUAUUCAUGUGACGUUCCCGCCUCCAAAAGGCCUUUUCUGAGAACUCAGACUCCCCCAUCCGGUCUGGUGUUGGACAACUUCGGUCAGAUGGUUGGCUCCAGCUUUGGAACUCAGGAAAGCCAGCUUGACUUCCGAUCCCCGGAGUUUGAAGAAUUUAACGGGAAACCCAACUCACUCUAUUUUAAUGACGGCCAGCGAAGAAUCGACUUUGUUCUAGUGUAUGAAGAUGAGAGUAGAAAAGAGAACAAUAAAAAGGGUUCAAAUGAAAAACAAAGGAGAAAGAGACGAGCGUAUGAAUCUAACCUCAUCCAUGAUGGCCUGCACCUAGAAGCAACCAGAUCGGUCUUGGAUGACAGGCUGGUGUUUGUGAAGAUCCAUGCCCCGUGGGAGGUGUUGUGUACAUAUGCGGAGUUGAUGCACAUCAAACUGCCUCUGAAACCCAAUGAUCUGAAGACCCGCUCUUCGGCCUUCGAUAACUUCAACUGGCUUGGCAAAGUCCUCCAGGUGGAUGAGAGCAUCAUCAAGCCAGAGCAGGAGUUUUUCACUGCCCCCUUCGAGAGGAGCCGGAUGGAUGAUUUUUAUAUUCGUGACAAAGAGACCUUCUUUACCCCCGCCACCAGAAGCCGCAUUGUUUACUUCAUUCUCUCUCGAAUCAAGUAUCAAGUAAGCGACAACGUUAAAAAGUUUGGAAUUAACAAACUUGUGAGCUCCGGGAUCUACAAGGCAGCAUUCCCUCUCCACGAUUGCAACUUCAGCUGCCCGUCCGAGGACUUCACCUGCCCCAACGAGCGGUACCUCCUGUACAGGGAGUGGGCGCAUCCUCGGAGCAUCUACAAAAAGCAGCCCUUGGACCUUAUCAGGAAAUAUUAUGGAGAGAAGAUCGGAAUCUACUUUGCGUGGCUGGGCUAUUACACUCAGAUGCUCUUCCUGGCAGCAAUAGUGGGCGUGGCUUGCUUUCUCUACGGAUAUCUGAAUCGAAAUAACUGCACGUGGAGCAAAGAAGUCUGUGAUCCUAAUAUUGGCGGCAACAUCAUAAUGUGUCCUCAGUGUGAUAAGCUUUGUCCAUUCUGGAAGCUCAAUAUUACUUGCGAGUCCUCACAGAAAUUGUGCAUCUUUGACAGUUUUGGAACCCUAGUCUUUGCAGUAUUUAUGGGGGUCUGGGUUACCUUGUUUUUGGAGUUCUGGAAGCGGCGCCAGGCAGAGCUUGAGUACGAAUGGGACACGGUUGAGUUACAGCAGGAAGAACAGCCCCGGCCGGAAUAUGAGGCCCGGUGUACUCACGUGGUGAUAAAUGAGAUCACUCAGGAAGAAGAGCGGGUUCCCUUCACUACCUGGGGGAAAUGCAUACGUGCUGUCGUCUGCGCAAGUGCUGUCUUAUUCUGGAUCCUAUUGAUCAUCGCUUCAGUCAUUGGGAUCAUCGUCUACAGACUUUCGGUGUUCAUUGUGUUUUCUGCCAAACUUCCCAAGAACCUGAAUGGAACAGACCCAAUCCAGAAGUAUCUGACCCCACAGACAGCCACAUCCAUCACCGCUUCCCUCAUCAGCUUUGUCAUCAUCAUGAUCCUCAACAUGAUCUAUGAAAAAGUGGCAAUCAUGAUUACCAAUUUUGAGCUCCCACGGACCCAGACCGAUUACGAGAACAGCCUCACCAUGAAGAUGUUCUUGUUCCAGUUUGUCAACUACUACUCCUCGUGUUUCUACAUCGCCUUCUUCAAGGGCAAAUUUGUAGGUUAUCCCGGAGACCCAGUGUACUGGCUGGGAAAAUACAGGAAUGAAGAGUGUGACCCAGGUGGCUGUCUCCUUGAACUGACAACGCAGCUGGCAAUCAUCAUGGGAGGAAAGGCAAUCUGGAAUAACAUACAAGAGGUGUUACUUCCCUGGGUCAAGAAUCUAAUUGGUCGAUGCCGCACAGUUUCGGGUUCGGAAAAGGUAACUCCGCGAUGGGAACAGGACUACCAUCUGCAGCUCAUGGGAAGACUGGGACUAUUUUAUGAGUAUCUUGAAAUGAUUAUUCAGUUUGGCUUUGUCACCUUAUUUGUGGCCUCUUUUCCACUGGCCCCUCUGCUGGCUCUGGUGAACAAUAUUUUGGAGAUAAGAGUAGACGCGUGGAAAAUGACUACCCAGUACCGGCGCAUGGUGCCAGAAAAAGCCCAGGACAUCGGAGCGUGGCAGCCCAUCAUGCAAGGAAUCGCAAUUCUGGCUGUGGUGACCAACGCCAUGAUUAUUGCUUUCACGUCAGACAUGAUCCCCCGCCUGGUGUAUUACUGGUCCUUUUCUGUCCCACCCUAUGGGGACCACACCCAAUUCACCAUGGUGGGAUACAUCAACAAUACUCUCUCCAUCUUCAACAUCGCAGACUUCAAAAACAGAAGCAAGGGAAAUCCAUACAUUGGGCUUGGUAACUACACCACGUGCAGGUAUCGUGAUUUCCGGUACCCUCCCGGGCACCCUCAGGAGUAUAAACACAACAUCUACUAUUGGCACGUGAUCGCGGCCAAGCUGGCUUUCAUCAUUGUCAUGGAGGUAAGGGAAGCAGACAGACUUGGAACAUGUCAUCUACUCUGUGAAAUUCUUUCUGUCAUACGCAAUUCCAGAUGUAUCGAAAAGCACGAAGAGCAAGAUCAAGAGAGAAAAAUACCUAACCCAAAAGCUUCUUCAUGAGAAUCACCUCAAAGACAUGACCAAAAACAUGGGGGUCAUAGCUGAGACCAUCAUGGGAGCAGCAGAUAACCAUUUACGACCCAAAUUAGAAUAAGAGCUUUAUGUUCUAAGAAGCACUUUAAAGAAUUUUGCCUUGUCAAAAAAAAAAAAAAAGAAGACUAUGAACCUCUGAUGAAGAUGCUUAAAAAGUGCCCCGUCUGCAGCAGGAUGGACUUGUGUUUCCCUCUGUUUGAUGGUUUUUAGGGAGUGUUUCGCUGCUUCACUUUGCCAGACCUGUGCCAGUCACCUCACAGUGCCAUCCUUGGAGACGAGACACGCCAGCUUCUGUGUGGCUGAAAAUCGCUGACUCGGAGUUCGGCCUGAACGCCGUAUGAAGUGGCAGAUAGACUCAAGGAUUCCCGACAUUUAGGAGAAUGAUCACAGCCCUACAGACAAGGAAACCUCAGUGACCAGGAAGUAGUUUCAGCCUUCCUGGUGGCUAUCUGUCCACCUCACAGGAUGCGCUUCAUGCCCCGGAAGGAAGACAGCGGGGUUCUGCAGGGUGCUUGUGCUAACAACCCACAGCGACGCCUCUUCUCUCCCAGCAGCCGUCCCAGAAUGUUCUGUGCCUAAUCCAUGUUGACUGCUUUGCAGCUCAAAGGGAGUAAGGUGACAACAGUGGGGAAGGUUACAGAUUCAAACAGAAUUUCAUUCCUAUUGAUCAGGAUAAUUAAUUUACCUUUCCUAAAGAUGUAUAGUUUCUUGAAGGGAAUGGGGAGGGGAAAGAAUCAGGAAUUAAAAUUACCUCUUCGAAAGAUGUGUAGUUUCUUGUAAAAAAAAAAAAAAAAACACACACAAAGGAAUCAAGGAAUUAAAAUUACAUUUCUGUCAACGUCAUGGUCUGGAAAUGAUAAGCCCAUCAAUUUCCCAAAGAUGCCCUUUAUUCACGAGCCACGGGGCGCGCAGUGUUACAGAUCACAAGUGCCAUCCCGAAUGGCCCCCUGCAUGGCCACUGUGGUGUGAUGAUGCCGAGCGUGGUUCCCAGAACACCAAGUGCCCCGACGGUGAGCCACCGUGUCCCUGUGUGGGCAGCACCUUUCAGAAAGGAUCCCGCGUGUCCACGGGAUCAGCAUACCGAAGCCUCUGCCCUCGGUUGCUCCCUGCACCCUCCAUCCUCCUGCCCCCAACUCAGUAACUUGUGUGUCAUUGCAUGUUUGUACCAGGAUGGGGGCAUUUGUGGGGGGCGGGGGAGGAAGACGGGAGUAAGCCCAGGUUAUUCCCAACCCAGAAAGGGUCUGUCUGGGUUUGGUUUGUACCUCCAGCCUCCUUAAGGCCAGUCGGGCAUGUAGGUUCAUUCACAAGCCCUGCCCUCCGCUGGCUGGCUGUCCCUCCCUGCUGAAUGCCCGCCCCGCGCCCAUCUUGCCCAUGAUGUGUGCAGCCAAACGGUCUUUACGGCGCUUUCCUGCCUCCCAGGUGCUAGGCCCUCUGGGGAACUCGGGAAGAGACAGAGCCCACACUCCUCGCUAUGGACUGGUAACGGGAGCGAUGAGUGCGGGAGAAGGCGGCCAGCACCGGGUCCUCGCUAGAUGGGCCGCCACCCACCGGGGUGCUGCCAAACGCCCAGGUGCCACGGGAGCCAAGCCGCUUGGAAUCCCAGCAGCAAAGGAAAAGGAACCACGUUUCAGUGUUUAGAGGCUUGGUACCAGAGGGGAGUUGAACUCCAGGUCACCAUUCUAAAUACCUGCCAUGCAUGUU
Molecule: messenger RNA, 4662 nt
Organism: Pipistrellus kuhlii (Kuhl's pipistrelle)
Lineage: Eukaryota; Metazoa; Chordata; Mammalia; Chiroptera; Vespertilionidae
Gene: ANO6
Product: anoctamin 6
Exons: 21
Coding region: 16-2928 (970 amino acids)
Biological process (GO): calcium activated phosphatidylserine scrambling; chloride transmembrane transport; calcium activated phosphatidylcholine scrambling
Cellular component (GO): plasma membrane
Molecular function (GO): protein dimerization activity; chloride channel activity
Source: RefSeq, a predicted model, not a curated record